Molecule: messenger RNA, 3349 nt
Organism: Myotis lucifugus (little brown bat)
Lineage: Eukaryota; Metazoa; Chordata; Mammalia; Chiroptera; Vespertilionidae
Gene: PPP1R18
Product: protein phosphatase 1 regulatory subunit 18
Exons: 3
Coding region: 538-2307 (589 amino acids)
Molecular function (GO): phosphatase binding
Source: RefSeq, a predicted model, not a curated record
CGCGCCGGCGCCGGGUCUGGAAGUCCCCGCGGGAGGGAAGUCCCCCUGGCCCUCUCUGGGGCGGAGGGGCGGCGGGAGGCGGGCGGAGCACAGCUGGAAAGGGAGCCUGGACCUCGGGGCCGCCGUUGCCCCUGGACCUCUCCACCCUCCGCCCCUCACCUCCCUGACACCCGCUCGGGUCCCGCAGGCCCCUCUCCAGCGGGACUCGCUGACCUCCGUCCCCACUCCCACGCCCCCUGGCUUUCACCCGCAGCCUCACACCCACUUCUCUCUCCUCUCGGUCCCUCUCUGGCACCCGUGAACCCUGAGCUGCCAAAUCUGAAUCUCCCUCUUCCUCUGCCGCGUCCCUCCCCAUCUGCUCGGCCCAUAGGCGUUUCUUCACUUCUGGUUUCCCUCUCCCGCCGCACUGCCUGUCCUGCCCGCCCUCCGCGUCCCACCUCCCGCGCCGCUCUGCCGUCCAGGCUCAUCCCGGGGCCUCAGCAGCACCUCCUCCCUGCUCUCUGCCUCCAGUGCGCCUCACCUGCACCUCGAGGGACCAUGGCCACCAUCCCGGACUGGAAGCUACAGCUGCUGGCCCGGCGCCGGCAGGAGGAGGCAGCCGCUCGGGGCCGGGAGAAGGCGGAGCGGGAGCGCCUGUCCCAGAUGCCAGCUUGGAAGCGGGGGCUCCUGGAACGCCGCCGGGCCAAGCUUGGUCUGUGUCCUGGGGAGCCCAGCCCUGCGUCUGGGCCUCCAGAAGCUGGGCCUCCAGACCCAGACAAGUCUGCGGUCCUGCUGGAGGCCAUCGGCCCAGUGCACCAGAACCGAUUCAUCCGGCAGGAGCGCCAGCAGCAGCAGCAGCAGCGGCGGAGUGACGAGCUCCUUGCAGAAAGGAGGCCUGGGCCUGCGGAGGCCCGGGAAUGGAGACCCAGCCCUGGGGAGAUGCAGGAUCCAAGUCCCAAAGAAAGAGAGCCCAGGGAAGAGCGGCUCAGCCCCAGGGAAGCUGGAGACAGGAGGCCGGGGGUAGGGGGAGCCCGAGAGUCAAGCCCCAGGCCUUCGGAGGCCCGGGACUGGCCGCGCCCGGGAGAGGCUGGAGACAGGGCCUCGGGGCUGCCAGAGGCACGGCGGUGGAGGCUGAGCCCGGGAGAAGCGGACGGAGGUGUGACCCCGGCAGAGCCUGGAGAACAAAGCCCCAGGAGGAAGGAGGUGGCCAGGGGGAGGCUGAGCCCAGUGGAGUCUGACGGCCAGCACUUGGGCCCGACGGAGGCCCCUAAAUGGAGGCCUGGCUGCACAGAGUCUCAGGAGCAGAGUUGGAAGCCACUGGAGGCAGCAGAAUGGAGUCUGAGCCCAGGAGACUGGAAAGGCAGCUCGGAGGAAUGUGGGAGCAGAGAAGACAGGCGGGCUCCAAGGGCGGCCCCCGAGGAGCUGACGGGGCUGCCCGAGACCCUGGCGCACGAGGCUGCGGGCCGCAGCUCUGAAGGCGGGCAGACCGCAGAGCGGAGCCCCAGUCCCGCCGAGGGUGGGGAGGGGGACUCCAGGCUGCCCGAAGGGGUGGAAAUGGCCCUGCACUCUGGGAAGGCUCGAGAAUGGACAGCCAGGGACACAGAGACUCAGACUCGGAAGCCAGCCCCUCCAGAGCCCGCCGGGAAGCACCUGGGGCCUCCUGGUGCGGAGGCUGCAGGGGAGGAGGCGGGGGCUCAGGGCCGGCCCGCGAGCGCCCUGCAGAGCCGCUGCUCUGGGCCCUGCCCCCUCCCGCCCGAGGACGCGCGGCCCGGAGGCUCUAGGCAGCAGGAAGAGGAAGCGGAGAAGCCGCGGCCCCCACCCGCCCCUCUGUCUCCCCCACCACCGGCCCCCCAGUCCCCUGGGGAUCCCCUCAUGAGCCGGCUGUUCUAUGGGGUGAAGGCAGGGCCAGGGCUGGGGCCACCCCGCCGCAGCGGGCACACCUUCACCGUCAACCCUCGGCGGUCUGCGCCCCACGCAGCCCCGGCCGCUCCUGCCCCCGCUGAUGCUGCGGCCCCCGGGGCCGGGAAGAAGAGGUACCCGACUGCGGAGGAGAUCUCGGUUCUGGGGGGCUACCUCCGCCUCAGCCGCAGCUGCCUUGUCAAGGGGUCCCCUGAAAGGCACCACAAACAGCUCAAGAUCUCCUUCAGCGAGACAGCCCUAGAGACGACGUACCAGUACCCCUCCGAGAGCUCGGUGCUGCGGGAGCUGGGCCCGGAGCCCGAGGCCCCCCGCCGCCCCCGCGGCCCAGCCAGACGACGAGGAAGAGGAGGAGGAGCUGCAGGCGGAGCCCCCGGGCGGCCUGCGCUCCAAGGCGCUGCUAGUGGAUGAGUCCUGCCGGAGGUGACCCUCUUCCAACACAGGGACCUACCUUCCUCCUUCCCGAAAUGAAGAUCCUGGGUCCCGGAAGGUUCAGAACAGACGCCCCUGAAAGUUUCAGCUGCUCACUCCGUUUGCUCCGGGACAAGACCUGGGACGCGUCUGCCUAUAUCGCCGCCAUCUUGCUGUCCCCGCCCUGUCUCUGAGGACAGAGCCCAAAUGCCACCUCGCCCCCAGUCCCCAGAGUGAGUGCCAGCUGUGCUCACGCUCCCUGGGCGGCCCAGUCCCAGGCAGAGGCCGAGCUCACGGGAUGGGGUGGGGGGAGGACCCCUCCAUCUGUGGGCACAGCACACCUCCCGGCAGCCUUCCUUGGGAGGCCGGCCCAGUCCUUUUAUAGGCACCUCUUUCUCCUGUUCCUUAGGCACUGCCCUUCGUUUACAGCUCCUGCUUCCUCUCUCUUUUUAAAAAUAUUUUUUUAUUGAUUUCAGAGAGGGAGAGGGAGAGAGAUAAAAACAUCAAUGAUGAGAGAGAACCAUCAAUUGGCUGCCUCCUGCACGCCCCGACUAGGGAUCAAGCCGGCAACCGGGGGAAUCGAACCGUGACCUCCUGGUUCACAGGCUGAUGCUCAACCACUGAGCCCCACAGGCUGGGCUCCUGCCUCCUCUCUUGACCAUAAUCUAGUUUACAAACACCCCCAGCUCCCCUCCCAAGGUCCCAGGCUCACAAGCCACGCCUGUUUCCCAUGUCCAUGUGGACCCUCUUCCCUGUCCCCAAGUCACCUCAUUGGGAUGACCUGGGGGUGGCUUCCUCCACUUUUGCUCAGUAUUACUCCGCCUCAGUUUUCCCCAAGAGGGAAGGCUGGGAAUCUUAGCUCUGUACCCCCAUCUGGUUAUUUAAUUCUGUUCCUCCUCAUGGUUCACAAAUGAAUUGAAUUACAAGGGUUUGGUGUGACUAACGAAGCACCUCAAUUCUCCCCUACUUCUCCUUCCUUAUCAAUUGCCUGUUUUUAAAAAGACAAAAACAAUUUUUCAUAAUAAAGUGGAGCUCUUUCCAA